UGGGCUAGGUUAUUUCAAAAUUGUUCUUUAAUAGUGAUAUAAAUGAUUUACACCUAUUUCUGAUAUAAUCACCAUGAUCAUGCAAGUACAAGGCAUUUGACCUGUAAAUCUGACCUUCACCUUUGACACAAAGGUCAGACUCUUCUUUGUCAGCACGUGACCAUCUGACAUAGGAAUUAUUACCUUGUGCUACCUUGUUUCUUUUUGUACAGCAUUGUUUAAGACACAUCAAAUUCGUUUUUUUUGGUGGUUUUUUUUUCAUCUUGCAGUAUGACAUUGAGCAUGAUAUAACAGAUCAAUUAUGCCAAAUAUCCUAUUGUCAUUUGAUGCCUUACAGAGUUACUGACUGGACAAAGGAAGGAUGCACAGACGGAUGGGCAAAUAUCGAGGGAACCAGCAACAGAAACCAAAGUAUAAACAAAAGAUGGAUGUCAGUGAAGAGUUUGCAAAUUUGUCUAGCCACGAAAGUGGAGUUUUCUGUGAAAUUUGUCUGGAAUUUAAUGGAGAGCAUACAGAUGUUUAUGGAUUUUGUACUAACUGCAAAGAGUACUUGUGUAAAAACUGUUGUGAUUAUCAUUGUAAACCUAAGCCAUCAAGGGAUCACAAGUUGGUUUAUAAAGCUGACAUGCCAGAGCUUGAUGAUGCUGUUAAGACUCAGUCACUAUCUGGAUUCCACUGCCCAAGAAUGUGUGAAACUCAUCCGGACAUGCCAGCCUUCCUAAAGUGUGACAAUCAUAAGAAACAAAUUUGUACAUUAUGUGCAUCAAUCAUGCACAUGUCAUGCAAAACACAGGAAAUUCAAAACACCGAGACAAGAUUUCUCAGUAAAUUAAAACUGGAAAGAACAUUCACAGACAUUGAUGAAGUGAUAACAACAAGCAAUGGAAAUAUAGAAGCUGCUAAACUUCUAUCUGCAAAAAAUGAACAACAGACAUUUGAAGCUAUAGACGGUGUGGAGAAACUAACUGAAAUGUUACACAGGGAAAUAGACUCGGCUAUGAAAAAGUUCAUACUCAAAAUAAACGACUACCAUAAAGAAAAUAAAGCAAUGAUUGACGCAGUGAAAGAUACAAACGAGAAAGCAAACCAAAAAGCUUCGCAGCUGAAGAAACAUUUACAAACAUUUGUUGAAGAAGAACGCUACAGUCACUUGUAUUGUGGAGUCCAAAAUUCCACUGAGAUUAUCAAUACAUUACAAGUGACAACCAAAACUGUAGAAACUGAAAGCAAAUAUAAAGAAAUACUAUGCCGAGUAGAUAAAAGAUUGUAUGAAAUCACUGAAAAUCCUGAACUUUUUGUACUUGUUUCAGGGCAGAAAGAAGCACAGAACUUUCCAAUGUAUAGGGAGCUUUCCGUUCCAUCAGAGUAUGUAGAGGGAAGAAUUCCAGGCCAAGUUUACGAGGAGCUAGUUCCAAAGAGGAAUAACACCGGCUCAUAUGAUUAUGUUUACACAUUUUUACCUCAACAACGGAAAUCAUGAACUAUUUCAUUUUUUGAAAAGGAGCAAUAAUGGUGCAAAUGACCAUGUUUACACAUGUAUACCUCAUCACCAGAAAUCAUAAUACUGCAGCAAAUGACUUUGUUUACAAAUUUAUGCCGCCUCAACAGAAAUCAUAAACACACUUUUAAUAAGAGGAAUCAUAUUGGAGAUAUGACUAUAUUUACAUACACAAUGGAAAUCACAAACAAACCUUGUAGUGAAUAAUAUGGGUGCAUAUGAAUAUGUCUACACAUCAGGGCUCGUGAAAUUUUGAAAACUCAAAUGUUCCAAAGUGAAAUCAUGACCACCCACCGUAUUAUAUAUAUAUAUACUAUAUUUGUAAGACGUGAUAGAGCAAAGAUUUUAAUACGUCAUGCAUCAAAAAUGAUUUACCAGUCAACGUCAUUUAGUGUCAUAUGUGAUCAUUACUUUGUUUAAAUUUUGAUGUUUUUCCGAGAAAAUACUUGCAAAAAUAAAACUGUCGAGGCAUUGUUUUCUU
Messenger RNA from Mercenaria mercenaria, 1979 nucleotides. Its product is annotated as E3 ubiquitin-protein ligase TRIM33-like. The record is from RefSeq and is a predicted model, not a curated record. NCBI's taxonomy places the organism in Eukaryota, Metazoa, Mollusca, Bivalvia, Venerida, Veneridae. Gene Ontology annotation, cellular component: chromatin; nucleoplasm. The coding region runs from base 362 to 1480 and encodes 372 amino acids. Gene Ontology annotation, molecular function: ubiquitin-protein transferase activity. Gene Ontology annotation, biological process: positive regulation of DNA-templated transcription. The transcript has 2 exons.